AUGCGUUCAUACCUCGGAUCGUCGUUCUCCAUGCCUUCUCAAUCAACCUCCCCACACCUUGUCGAUCUUCAUCAGGUGCCGUACCGUGACACCGGUACAUCUGUCGGCCCCGUCGGCCCCGUCGACCCCGUCAGCCCCGUCGACCUCAUCGACCCCGUCGACCCCGUCAGUCCCGUCGACCCCGUCAGCCCUGCAGUCUGCGCAGAUUCCCCUACUGUACUACCUACCCUCUCCCUUCUCAAGUUUUGCAUCGCCAUGUCCGCUGCCAUCUCUUGGGCUGCGUCCAUAGUGCGCGCCGAAGCAUAG
Molecule: messenger RNA, 306 nt
Organism: Suillus clintonianus
Lineage: Eukaryota; Fungi; Basidiomycota; Agaricomycetes; Boletales; Suillaceae
Exons: 2
Coding region: 1-306 (101 amino acids)
Source: RefSeq, a predicted model, not a curated record